AUGUACCGUGUUAGAGACUUUGUCCGCAAGCAGCAGGUGAAACAGAUAGCUCAGCAGAUGCAGGAGGUCGACGAGGAAGAGAGGUCACUUUUAUCAACUCAGGCAUCAAACUACUGGUCUUUGGCCUUUUUGCUAUCCUGAAUGUAACUGUAAGUUACGGUAUAAAUUAGUAUGUUACGUUUGAUAUGGUUACAUAAGACAGAAGGUUACUUAAGGCCAAAACGAAAGGAGGGUGGUUGGUCAGGGAAGACGGGUGGGCGUAUAAUGCGAACGUCUAGCAACCCAAAGAUUGCGUACACGGACAACUUUAGCGUUUUAGCUCAUUUUCAAAUUUGCAACUACUUACUACCUUUGAGCUACUUUGCAACUACUUAGCAUGUUAGUUAACCCUUUAACCUAACUCUUAACCUCAACCCCCUAGCCUAGCUAACGUUAGCGUUAGCAACAACAAAUUAAAAUUUGUAACAUAUAAGGAUUGCAAAUUCGUAGCAUAUUGUUCGAAUUGCAGUUCGUAACAUAUCAUACACAUUUUUAUUCGUAACAUAUAAUACGAAAUGGAUAAUGGACAGCCACAAAUUUCUACAUACCGUACGAAACACAACAUAUAAUAACUGGAGACAGAUUUACAUUUACUAUGUGUCAUGCAACCUGAGUCCAGGUUGCAUGAAACACCUGUGUCUGCAUCUAUGUUUGACCUCUGACCUUUGUGCCAUCCGUCUCCAGAGCAGGGGUGGAGGAGUGUCUGCGGCCCAUCACCCAGCUGGACCUGCUAUUCGGGCUGGACAAGAUGAGAGUCCAAAAAAGCCACCGUGCCCCAGGAACUCAUACCCAAAGA
Molecule: messenger RNA, 835 nt
Organism: Coregonus sp. 'balchen'
Lineage: Eukaryota; Metazoa; Chordata; Actinopteri; Salmoniformes; Salmonidae
Source: the annotation of a GenBank genome assembly